UUCCGUGCGCGUGGAGGAAGAGCCGGCUGAGCAGCGAGGAGAUCGCGGAGCGGGAGAAGACGCUUGAACUGUACAUGGCCCAGCGUGCGCCCUCGCGGCGUCUGAAGAUCGGGUUUGCGCUUGUCAUUGGUAUGCUGAUCUUUUCCACAGUCCAGUCGAUUGCGACGGCGUACGUGAAGACGUCCCACGCGGGGUACUUGGCGAUCUCGAUCGUGGCGCUGCUGCUGAUGGCGUCGUUCACCGCGAUGGCGAUGCCGUUCCGGUUUCUGGGCCGCUACACCCCCGUGCGUGCAACGCAUAUGGAGGGCAUCGGAGAGGCGGCCACGGAGCCGCUGCCGCAGCGGUUAGGCGAAGACGCAUCAGCGGGGCCUGAGGCGGAAGGCAAUGGUCACCCACCAAAGCAACCGCCGAUUCCGGCGCCGCAGUAUCAGGGCUCCUUCUGGGCCCAUCUGCUCUCCAUUGACCUGUGGGCAAUGUGGCUCGCGUGCUUUGGCAUGUGGGGCACCGGCACGGUGAUGCAGAUGAACGCCGCCCAGAUUUACCGCAGCAAGAACAACGGCGGGUUUGACACCCGAACUCUGACGCUGUACGUCGCCAUCAUGUCUGUGGGCAGCGCUGUUGGACGCAUUUCCACGGGAUGCCUCGAUAUGAAGCUGGCUGCGUGGAACCGUGCAGGCAAGUCACAAAUGCUGACGACUAUUGCGCUUCCCAUUGGUCCCCUGCUGAUGGUGUUGGCGUACCUCUUCUUUGCCGUCCUGCCGUCUGGCGCGCUAAUACUGCCGUUUUUGCUUGGAGCUAUCGGAAACGGCGUUGGCUGGGGUGUGGGCGCUCUUGCGAUGCGGAUGAUGUACGCCGAGGACAUUGGGAAGCACUACAAUUUUUGUUUUUCUUCCGGGGCUGUUUCGACAGUUGUGCUGAACCGCUUCAUGUUCGGGGAGAUGUACGAUGCGGAGGGGCGCAAGCGUGGCGAGUUCCCAUCAUGCAACGCCCCCUCGUGUGUGCAGAAGCAAAUGUUUAUCCUGAUAGCCGUUAAUGUGGUCGCCACGUUCGCCGCCGUGGCGGUGCACUGGCGAUUUUCGCGCUUCACCCAGUCGAAGCUGGAGGAACAGCGGGCGGCAGCGGAGGCAGAAGCAAAUGGCGGAGAAGUGGGGGAGGAGCUUCUGGAGGAACCGUCGAAGUAA
Messenger RNA from Trypanosoma conorhini, 1181 nucleotides. RefSeq lists its product as uncharacterized. The transcript has a single exon. Gene Ontology annotation, cellular component: membrane. The record is from RefSeq and is a predicted model, not a curated record. The annotation marks the transcript as partial. Lineage: Eukaryota; Euglenozoa; Kinetoplastea; Trypanosomatida; Trypanosomatidae.